AUGAUCACCCUCAAGCCUUUCCCCGCCUUUUUGGGGUUGGUGUUCCUUUUUGUGUUCGCUCGGCCAGCCCUUGCCUUUGGUGCUGGUAACAUCGCCGGUAUCUCCAAGGUUGAGGGACAGAACUGGCGUCAUGGAGAUAUUGAAGACACUCUUCUUUCCAUCAUCAUGGCCCGAGCCGUUGGGGGCAAGAAGUUCAACAAGCUAAUGGUCUCUCGUGUCUACUUCGGUAACUGGCUUCGAGAUUACUCCCAAGCCAUCGAUGUUGGUACGGUCAAGUCAGUCUCUGCCGAAGCUAUUCGACUCCUUUUAUGUGUUCUUGGCUUCUUGACCUUUGGCUUUGGCUCCAAAGAAUUUGAAGUCACAGCCGAUCGCCUUGGCUGCUACCGACCUGAAGACCACAUCGACAACCCUAAGAAUUACGCCGACAACGAAGAUGCACGUCAGUACGACCAGAGACUGCGUGGUCCCGUUGACGAACGUGUCGAGCUCGCUGUCGACCCGGAGACGGGUUUGAAGAAUUAUAUUGCCAACGAGAAUUCUAGAAUAAUGACUUCGGCACAACACGUUAGACGGCUAUUUGGUCGUUGCAUUGAACUUGGCCAAUCUUACAAGCAGAGCAACAGGAAGAGUGAUUUGUAUGAGGCUUUACGAUUACUUGGAACUGGUCUCCACUGUCUUGAAGAUUUCUUAGCUCACAGUAAUUAUACGGAGUUGGCGCUUAUCGAGCUUGGCGAGCGAGAUAUCUUUCCACACGUCGGUAGAGACACCAAAAUUCAAAUCCCCGGCGCUCGACAUGAUGUCUACCCUUGCAUUACUGGAACCUUUGGCGGUGUCGACUUCCUACACUCUGUCACUGGAGAAGUCUCGGACAAAUUGACGCAAAAUGAAAUCCAAGAACUCGAGGGCACUCUCCAGGAGAAUUCAAGGAAAAACGAUACAAGCAUCCUGGAAGGACUCAUUGACAAGAUCCCAGAUGGUAUUUUUGGCGGUGAUAACAAGAAGCAGAAGAUGGAAGAUAUCCAGAGCAACGCCGCUAAUGCGCAGAUGUCUAACACAUCAAUCUCCCCAAGAGAACCGGAAGAGUUUACAGAGUAUAUCCAGCAAGUCUUCCAGCAGAUUAUGCCUGCCAUUGAGUUUCACGAUGAUCUUAUGAAGAGCAUCAGUGAGGCAGUUGAGAAAAUUCCUAUUCUACCCCAGAUCAUUGAACAGCUGGAGGAGCAGCUCUCGAUGUGGACAUUCUCGAUUAUGGCGCCCUUUGUUGUCCCUAUUAUCCAGCAGGUUAAGAAUGAACUUCGUACCGGUUCGUCCGAAAUCAUUGAGAGUAGCAAGAACGAGCAGCACAUCGUCUUUGACGAUGACGAAUGUAGUGAUCCGACGCACUCUAUGCUCUCCAAGGACCAUUUCUCUAACAUCCUCAAUGAGAUUGCAGGAAAGACUGCUAGCAAGGUCGUUUAUUGGGUUGUUCCUCAGAUCAUGGAUGCCUGGGAUGACGAAGGUGCUGAUGUUGAUCGCCUGCUGAACCGUAUCAUCUAUGGUGUGCUACACCAUCCGGCUCAGCGUGAUAUGGGAGAAGACGGAGCUCGUGAUGGGCGACAAAUCAUGUUCCGCUCCGUCGAGGAGUGGUGGAACCAGAUGGACGAAGGUGCCAAGGAUGAAUACCGCCAAAAGCUUUCUCGCGAUGGCGUAUUUAACGGCGAGAAUCACAAGGAAGGUGUCCACGAUUCUGGUCAUGGUUGCGGAAAGCCUCUUGGAAUGCACAAAAAUUUCGCUGAGGGUGGAACUAUGGAAGACCGUAUCGCAAGCCAAGCUGCUAGUGCUAUUGUCGGGGGUCUCACUGGUGGCGUCUCUGAUUUCGUUAGUUCCCAAUCUGGCGGACAGAUCAACCUACCCAACUAUGGAAAUCAAGGAUCCAGUAGUCCCGGUGGGGGUGGCCUUCUCGGGGCUAUCGGCAAUUCUCUUCUAGGUGGGGCUUUCAAGAGCAACGAAACCGAAUCUUUCGGAAGCAGGCGCCAGGGUGACGACGGAUCGUACACCGAGAGCCGUACCGAGUACGGACGCUCUGGUGAUCGUUAUGGCCAGGCUGAAUACUCCGAGAACCGAGAUUCCGAGGGAGGCGAGAGCAGGGAAUAUCGCCGCUAUGAGCAAGAUGGAAACGAGGGUCGAGGCUACGGUUACCAAGAGCGCACCGAUACUCGUCCGAGCUACGGCGGUGGAUAUGAGGAACGCACUGAACGUCGAUACGAAAGUAACGACGACAGCUACCAAGAAUCUAGCAGCCGGAAUCGGCGUGGUAGCAACGAUAAUGAUAACUACGGCGAACGCCAGGAGAGCUACGGUAGCCGACGUGAUUACGACGGUGAUGGUGGUUACGGACGUCGGGAGGAACGCUCGGAAGAUUCUUACGGUGGGGAUAGGUACGAACGUCGCGAGGAAAGGUCCGAAUACAGAUCUGAAGAUCGUCGUGACGAUGAUGAAGGUGGUUUUCUAGAUACGGUUAUAAGCCGAGUUGGUGACGCCCUUGACGAAGGUGGUCGUCGUCGUCGUGACGAAGGAGGCAGCGGAUGGGGCCUUUAG
Daldinia childiae is the source of this 2574-nucleotide messenger RNA. Its product is annotated as putative nima-interacting protein. NCBI's taxonomy places the organism in Eukaryota, Fungi, Ascomycota, Sordariomycetes, Xylariales, Hypoxylaceae. The record is from RefSeq and is a predicted model, not a curated record. The transcript is spliced from 6 exons. Bases 1 to 2574 code for a protein of 857 amino acids.